Molecule: messenger RNA, 1068 nt
Organism: Gregarina niphandrodes
Lineage: Eukaryota; Apicomplexa; Conoidasida; Eugregarinorida; Gregarinidae
Product: putative transmembrane protein
Exons: 2
Coding region: 1-1068 (355 amino acids)
Source: RefSeq, a predicted model, not a curated record
AUGUCUGACCCAUUCCAAAAUGAUGUGACUGUGGUCAAAAAGGCUCAAAUCCAACCAAGCUCAGUUACUCAGACUUCUCUUCUGAACACCAGCACGACGCCGGCGCCAUCUUCGGAAGUAUUCUGGUCCAAGCCUGUUCCAUCCGCUCACGCCUGGGAUAAGAUCUUGUUAUCUGCGUUGUAUGCGCCGUUGCUUAUAGUAGGGUUGGCUUUCUUUACGCCUGAGACGAAACAGGACAGUUUGAGUGACUUCCAGUACCGUUGCGCGGGGGCGGGUUAUUUUGCUGUGCUUCCGUUGUUGGUGUUUGGUUACAUCAGCUUGCCAUGGCUGACAUUUUCUUUGGGUUGUGUAGCGGCAUUGGUUGGUUACUAUGUGGUGGGGUCGCCGCGGGCUUCCGUGAAAUUGAAGGAGAUGACCGCUUUGUGUUUGACGGGUCUAUGCAUUUCGGGAUGGGUCGAGAACAUCACGACCGGUCUCUUUUCUGGCGGUGGUGUCCUGGGUGGUCCGGCGGGUUACGGUGUCUUCCUUGGAUCGUUGUUGCGACCAAAGACGUCGCUGGCCUUCUCCCUCUGUCGGGCUCCCAUUGCCCUUGGUACGGUCGGCCUCGUGGUCACUGCUUUCCGAGUGGGGACCAUGCACGGUCCUAAGCCCACUAAGCUUGGAAUCGUGGCCAUCGCUAUCUCUGCCUCCACCUGCAUACUUACUGGCGCCGCCGCCAUAAUGUAUCUCGUCACCGGCACCGCCUUGGCCGUCCACCCCUUCCCUUUCUUCGGAGGACCACCCAAACUGGUCAUCCCGUCUCAGGAAGCCACACUCCUCCUGCUCUCCGAAGCAGCUCUCUUCCUUGCCACCUACCUCUACAGAGACGCACAAUUCCGCCAGGCACUCCAGCUUUGGGGCGGACCCUUAGACACAGCCAGAGAAGACGAAGACCUACUGUUGCAAGACCGCUCAAAUAAGGUUCCCGAAGACUGGAAACGAUCCUUCUCCAUGCCCUCCGCGGAGUCUAUAGCCAACACAGAUGAUGAGGAAGAACAACGCGACCCCGCCGACGACUUCGCCCCCUAA